CGCAUCGAAAAGCUCACCCUCUUUAUAUUAAUGAUUCUAAAUUUCGCGCAGCUCCCGAUCUUCCUUCUUCAAUGGCGACUGAUUUCACAGAAGAACUGAGCGAAAACAAUCUUCCAGGACCGAAGUCGGCCUUGCCGUUGAAUUUAGGAUCUGCAGCCGCUGGUAAUGGCCAAGUAGAUCAACACCAAAAUCGCCGUGCAUUUGCUGUCGGGCCUUCCCAUUCCGUGACUCCCACCGCUACAAAGGAAGGCACUGAAUCUCGACGUGCCACUUUGGGGAGAACAUCGGAGCAUCAUGCUUCUGUUUUUGAUAUCUUCAAGAAGAUCCGUCGUGCGGAGCGGUUUGGGAUUCCUGUACGUUUGUCGGAGGCAGAAAAGCGAUUCUCUCGAGCUGAGAGGUUCGGCAUUGAUUCAGUAUGUGGGCCGGAUGAAAUGUUCAAAGCAGAAGAGCUGAAGAGAAAGGCCAGAGCGGAGAGAUUUGAGCUCUUAACUUUGUCAAUGGCUACUGACGAGGAGGCAAAGAAGAAAGCUCGGCUUGUCAGAUUUUCCCCAUUUUUAUAGAGUUCCCUUUUGGUUGAACAAGAAAGCUAUAUCAACAAGUCUUAUGCACAGCCAAGCUCAUUUAACCAAUUGGACAAGCCGAGCUAUUAACCAUUUAGUUCAUCGUAUCCUGAACCCUUUCAAUUUAAGGAUGCGGCCAUUAUUUUGUAUGAAAUGUAUAACAUUGAACUCCAUUAGAUAGUAGGUGUUUUAAAUUUCUAGAACUGCACCCUCUUCAUCAAAUUGGAGGGUAUACUUCCAUCCAGUUUUCUACAUGCCCAUUUUAAAAAAAAUUAUCUACACUACUAUUAUCAUCGUCCUUCCAGUGCUCAGGCAAGCCCUUUGAGUUCGAUCCAAGUAAAUGGCAAGGGGGAUGUACCUGUUGGUUCCUUUUUAGUAGGCUAAGCAACUGUUUUCUGGAAGUGUCACGAUUUUAUGGAAGGCAGAACAAUGGUCUAAAAGAAGUUUUUCCAUCUGCGUUGGUGGUCACAUACUUCUAAUUUUUAUCUUAUAGACCUUAUUCAACUUAAUUAACAUGGGAGAAGUUAUCUAAUUGAUUCGUUCGUCUUUGCAGGUUCAAUGUAAUUUUCAUGGGUGUUCUUGAUUUGCUUUCUCCACAUUUUGCACACUGAAAUCCCGUUUCAUAGCAGUAUAUCUGUCACCCAGGUGCUUUUUCUUGAGUUGUUUGAUAAGAUGUGACGGCAUAAGGCGGCUCUUAGCCAUUAUUUUCUAGCACCAAGUGUUUUCUUCUUUUGUUUGUAUUGAGGAUCUGUUAGAGGAAAAAACUAAAAAAAUUGUUGAUUUACACAGGCGAUGGAUUGAAUUCAGAGUCAUCCUUAAUUCUGAUGAUGCAUUUAUAUCCCUUUUGUUUCUU
This is a messenger RNA of Cucurbita maxima (winter squash), 1413 nucleotides long. RefSeq names its product protein MODIFIER OF SNC1 11-like. Gene Ontology annotation, cellular component: nucleus. Gene Ontology annotation, biological process: poly(A)+ mRNA export from nucleus. The transcript is spliced from 3 exons. The record is from RefSeq and is a predicted model, not a curated record. The coding region runs from base 72 to 560 and encodes 162 amino acids. NCBI's taxonomy places the organism in Eukaryota, Viridiplantae, Streptophyta, Magnoliopsida, Cucurbitales, Cucurbitaceae.